Molecule: messenger RNA, 1608 nt
Organism: Darwinula stevensoni
Lineage: Eukaryota; Metazoa; Arthropoda; Ostracoda; Podocopida; Darwinulidae
Source: the annotation of a GenBank genome assembly
AUGGCGACAGCCGCGGCAGCCCAGUUACUUGAUGAGUUGAUGGGAAGGACGAGAAAUCUUUUACCGGAUGAGGAACCCAGGGAAAUCCAGUGGUACGACGAAGAGGUUUGCAAGCUGUAUUUGGUGAAGUUCUGUCCACAUGAACUCUUUGUGAAUACCCGCAUCGAUUUGGGACCAUGCCCAAAGAUUCAUGAUGAAGAACUGAAGAAUAAAUUUGAAGCCAUGAACACUUCCAAGAAAGCCAAAUACGAAGAUGACUUCAUCAAGUUCUGUCACAGUUUGAUCGCCGAGGUAGACAAAAAAAUCGGCAAAGGGAAGGAUCGCCUGGCGAGGGCGCUAAGUGAAGAUGCAACAAACAUUUCAGCAGCACAGCACAAGACCAAUGAAGAGCAAAUCAUCCUUCUGACAGAAAAAAUCAAUGCCUUGGUCUCACAAGCAGAGGAAAAGGGCUGUGCAGGGGAUGUCGAGGAGGCACAAGGACUUCUCAAGCUCUGUGAUCAAUUGAGGGAAGAGCGGGAGACUCUCAGACGAAAGAGUGACAACUUCCACUGGCAACAGACAGCAGAGCUUGCAGCUGCUCAGGAGAAGCAGAUGGAGGUGUGUGAGAUCUGUGGAGCAUUCCUGAUUGUAGGGGAUGCCCAGCAAAGGAUUGAUGAUCACCUCAUGGGUAAACUCCAUAUGGGGUAUGCCAAACUCAGGGUGGCUAUCAAUGAAAUCAAGGAGGCACGGCAGAAGGAAAAAGAGGAGAAGGCCAAAAUGUGGGAAAAGGAGAGGGAAGAAAGAAGAAAACGAUUUGCUGAAGAGGAAGAAAAGAAACGGAAAGAAAGGGGUGAGGAUCCUUCGAGUGACAGAGAUCGAGAACGUAGGAACCAGAAUUACCGAUCAAGUAAUCAUGAGUCUGAGCUGAACUCCAGUAGGGAACGAGAUCGGGAGGAUCGUGAGAGAGGUCAUAGUCGGAGGAGUGAGAAUCAUGAUCGAAAAUGUCCAUCAACAUCAAGAUCACGCUCCCCAUCUAUGAGGGAGAGAAGCCGAGAAGACCAAGAUCUCACUAGAUACAGGCACAGUGACAGCUUCAAUGACAGAAAUCGGAGGUCAACAGAAAACCGAUACCGAGACAAAGAUAGGACAAGGGAGAGGGAUCGAGAUCGAACUUACAACCGAGAUGCUCGCUACUCCCGAGAGUAUCGCUGAUUUAGGCCUCCCUCUUCCCUCAGGUAUCCUUAUGAUACACAAGAGUGAUACUGGAUGGAAGCUGCAAAUUGGACACCAUGCCCCAUUCUCCCAGGUGACCCAUCAAUAGACUGUAUCCUCAUUGCCAGUUCCAUCUUGUGGCAACAAGGACAAUAGAUGAAUGGAGUGAAUUAUUGCAUUAAUUUUUCUUUGCCAACCUUGUUAUCAAGAAGCACUGGAGUGCUUAUAAAAAAAAAAAAAAUUGGAAGUGAGGUAAGUGAAAUAUUGUUUGAACUGACUGGUCUGAAAUGAAAGCAUCCACCUCCAUCCCCAUCACUAAUGAAGGUUAGUGGUUUGAUGGUGAAUUGUGUCUCAACUUUUUCAUCUUCAUCAUUCUUUGUAUUUGUGAGCUUCAGUUGGUCAAUGAAGUCAUUCAUA